AUGAAGCGGGCUGAACCCGACCCGGAUCCAUGCUUUCUCGGUAAUCCCAUCUCCGACGCCGAAGCCAUGACUAAAUGGCCGCUUCGCCAAAGAUCUUCAAAGGCGAGGAAAACUGUGACACUGGAAACUCCCACCGAUGGUGACAAUAAAUUGAAGCUCAAGGCGAAGCAUCAUUACCUCCAAGCUAUGGUUGAUGGAUUUCUCUUCAAUCUCGGAGACGAUGUCUAUGUCAAGGCUGAAGCGGGUAAGCCGAAUUACAUUGCAAAAAUUGUCGAACUUUUCCAAGCAAUUGAUGGAGAACCGUAUUUUAGAGCGCGUUGGUUCUAUAGGCCAGAGGAUACGGUAAUCCAAGGCCUUGCGCAUCACGUGCAAUCGAAUAGAGUGUUUCUUUCGAAUGUUGAGGAUGAUAAUCCCCUCAAUUGCAUUAUCUCUCGUGUUAACAUUGUUAAAGUUCCACCAAAGAUUGCUUCAGGAACUGAAGAGAGAAUCAUACCGCCAUGUGAUUUCUACUAUGAUAUGAACUAUGAGCUGGCACACCUGACCUUUUCAAGUGCAACUGAUGAUGGUGAGGCAUCAUCAACAAUUUCAAGUGAAUGUGACUCUAAUUGCAUUGAAACUCCGCACAAGAAUGAAAAAUUCUUACUGGACCUGUACUGUGGAUGUGGAGCUAUGUCCACUGGGCUGUGUGCGGGGGCUUCCCUCUCAGGAGUAAAAUUGAUUACGAAAUGGGCAGUGGAUACCAAUAGUUUCGCUUGUGAAAGCUUGAAACUUAAUCAUCCUGAAACUGAGGUGCGUUGGAAGGGUUAUGGUCCUGAAGAAGAUACUUGGGAGCCUUAUGAUGGAUUAAGAAAAUGCAAAGAUAAGUUAAAGAAGUUCGUGACUAAAGGGUUUAAGUCUAACCUAUUGCCCCUUCCUGGUGGUGUUAAUUUCGUGUGUGGAGGCCCUCCAUGUCAAGGAGUUAGUGGCUUUAAUCGUUUCCGAAAUAAAGAUGCACCUCUUGAAGAUGAAAAAAAUAAACAGUUGCUUGUCUACAUGGAUAUCAUUGACUUCUUGAAGCCAAAUUACGUCCUCAUGGAAAAUGUCGUCGAUCUGUUAAAGUUUUCGGCGGGGUUUUUGGCUCGUUAUGCAGUUGCUCGUUUGGUUUCAAUGAACUAUCAGACGAGACUAGGCAUGAUGAUUGCAGGAUCUUACGGUGUUCCUCAAGUCAGAAACCGAGUAUUCCUAUGGGGUGCACAACCGACAGAGGAGAUACUAGUUGGACAGAGCCAAAAGAAUCUUAAGCUGGAAAAGGCUCUUAGACUUGGUGAUGCAUUAAGUGAUCUCCCACCAGUGACAAAUUCUGAGGAAAAAGAUGAAAGGAACUAUGAGACAAGAUCCCAAACAGACUUUCAGAAGUUUAUAAGUCUUAGAAGAGCUGACUCAGUAAUCCCCAUGGAUAGUGGAGAUGCAUCACAGCCAAGAAAGCUCUACGAUCACCAACCACUUCAACUCAAUGAUGACGAUUUUGAACGGGUUUGCCAAAUUCCAAAAAAGAAGGGUGCCAAUUUCCGAGAUUUAACCGGUGUUUUGGUUCAAAACAACAGAGUCAAAUUUGACCCUUCUAUAGAGCGUCCAAAACUGAAAUCUGGAAAAUUUCUGGUUCCUGAUUAUGCAAUGACAUUUGUCCAUGGCAGAUCAAAAAAGCCAUUUGGUCGCUUAUGGUGGGACGAAAUCGUUUAUACGGUUGUGACAAGGGCAGAACCUCACAACCAGACUGUAAUCCAUCCAUUGCAAGACCGUGUGUUGACUGUCCGUGAGAACGCGAGAUUGCAAGGGUUUCCUGAUUUUUACAAGCUGUGUGGCCCAAUAAAGGAAAAAUACAUCCAGGUUGGUAAUGCGGUGGCUGUUCCUGUAGGGGUCGCACUGGGGUAUGCCUUUGGGUUGGCAAGUCAAGGGCUGUCCGAUGAUCAGCCUGUAAUAAGUCUCCCCUUCAAGUAUCCUCAGUGUAUGCAGGGUAAUGCUGAGGAGCAUUCUGCUUGA
Arabis nemorensis is the source of this 2019-nucleotide messenger RNA. The record is from the annotation of a GenBank genome assembly. Lineage: Eukaryota; Viridiplantae; Streptophyta; Magnoliopsida; Brassicales; Brassicaceae.